Molecule: messenger RNA, 887 nt
Organism: Ceutorhynchus assimilis (cabbage seed weevil)
Lineage: Eukaryota; Metazoa; Arthropoda; Insecta; Coleoptera; Curculionidae
Source: the annotation of a GenBank genome assembly
UUCAAGUCAAAUAUGAAAUCCAUAAAAUGUGUUGUGGUUGGUGAUAGGUAUAAGUGAAACAAAUCGGUGUAGGUACAUUAUUUCAUUGCUAUGUUCGUUAUAGUGCCGUAGGUAAAACAUCUAUGCUUUUUUCUUAUUCGUUCAACACUUUUCCUAUAUAUAUACCGGCAAUUUUUGAGAAUAACUCUGCUAAUGUAAUGGUAGAUGACACACCUAUUCUUCUAAUCCUCUGGGACACUGCCGGUCAAGAAGACUACGAUAGACUUAGGCCCUUAUCCUAUCCAAAAACUGAUGUGUUCCUUAUUUGUUUUUCAUUAGUUAGUGCAAUUUCUUACGAUAAUAUCAAGACAAAGUGGUUUACUGAAGUGAAAUAUCACUGUCCAAACACUCCCAUUAUACUAGUUGGCACGCAACAAGAUUUAAGAGAGGACAGAACGCCAAAUGAUAAUAUUGGAGAAGUUGUCACUUAUCCACAAGGUGUGGCAUUAGCAAAAGAUAUAAACGCAGUCAAAUAUUUGGAAUGUUCCGCAUUGACUUAAAUUGGACUCAAAGAUGUAUUCAAUGAAGCUGCUAGGGCUGUACUGUGUCCGGCAAAAUGUUCCAAAGAUUGGAGCUGUCAGGUUGUAUAAGAAAGGAAACAACAUAGACCCAUUCGUUAACUAAAUUAUUUCGAGAUGUACGGAUGGCAAUGAAAAUACAUAUUCACAGUUAUAAAUGAAAUUUAGGCAUUUUUAUUCCAAAAAAAAAAGGAACAGAGUGGUGGCUUUAUUAUCAAUUUCUCCACUGACUGUCUAAUUAGUGCAAAUUCAAGACGGAGUAGUUUAUUCAGUCAGAGCAUGGAUAGGCUAGUUGUAGUAACUACCCAAAAUGUGCCAACAAGAAAUCAU